AUGAAAUCGCUUGCGCUGCAGGCUGGGGAUGAUUACUCUGAGAACUUCGAUGAAACUGGCUCCAACAGCGAGAGGAGCGAGGCAGAGGACGUGGCUGAAAGCGUAGCGAGCGCAGAGAGUGGCAGCUUUAGCUACACCGAAGAAUUUGAUGCUACGGUGACAUCCAAGUCUGAGGCCUUGCUGGAUGAAGCGGCGCAGGGGGCUUCUGCAUCAGCUUCUGCGCAGGAUCUGAGCAUCUCAGAAGAUGUGGACAAAACACCUGAGGUGAGCCUCGAAGCUCAGCGCCAAGAGAGGCGCAAAGAGAUUGCAAGACGGCAAGAGGCUGAUGCACAAAGGACUGCUGUGUUGCGGAAGGUAUCAGAUGCUUCAUUCGAUGACAUCUCGGAGGAAAUGCCCAGCGGAGAGGAUGCCAGCGAGGCAUCCAACUCCUUCUACGAUCCAGAAGCAAAGCGAAAAGAAGAGGAGUUUGAGAGGCUGCAAAAGGAAGAAGAGGAACGAAAGCAGAAGGAGUUAGAAGCGGCGGAGGCCGAGCGGAAGCAGCAGCAAAUUGAGGAGGCAAAUCGAAGACUUGCAGCGGAACGAAAGAAGAAACUUGAGGAGGAAGAAGCCCGUAGAAGGGCGGAGGAAGAACGGCUAGCAGAGCAGCGAAGAAAAGCUGAAGAGGAGAAGAAAAAGCAGGAAGAAGAGAAGAGGAAACGAGAUGAAGUGAUUGCUCGAAACUUGAAGGAAGAGCAGUUGCGAGAGGAACUUCAGAAGGAGGAACGUCGAGCUCUAGAGAAGCAGCGGGAUGAGAGGCAAAAGAGGCAAGAAGAGCAACUUGCAGAACAAGUCGCAGAGCAAAGCAGGCAAUCGCCGGCCAAAUCCCACUCCAAUCAAUCCGACGGCAUCACUCCAGAACGACUUGAAGGACUGGAAGGAGAGGAAUCGGCCGCGAAACGAGACCUCCUGGGUCCAGGAGCUCAGGUAGACACAACGAAGGCGACUUUUUGCACCAGUCCGGCAGGACGUGAAAUGCCCAGAUUGGACGAAACAGUCUCGGAGGUCCAGCCGACGGUCCAACCGACGCUCCGAGGAACUUUGCAAAGCUUCGAGAAAGAGCAGAUCCGACAGAACGAUUUCGAGAAAGUCGAGCCCCAGAUCUGGCAGACAACAUCUUUGUGGGAGGAGCCGGUGCGCCCUAUGGAGCGAGUUCGGCAAAGGGAGACGGAGGAGACUUUGUGGGACCGAUCCGAAGGCUCUCCGGAUCGGACGUGGUCCAGUCAUGAGUGGACGCAAAGCUCUUGGAGGGGCUGGUCUUGGAAGCAGGACUGGUGGCAAUCUCGGCCCAGCUGGCAAGACUGGUGGUGGGAGGAGCGCUUCCCUUCAGAAUCUCGCCGGCUUUCGACAGGACUCUGGCUCAAAUCCAACUUCGAUGAAGGGCCAUUGGUGAGGCUUCACCAACUUCAAGGCAUUUCACCUGCGUUCAGUCCCCCCAGUCGCACUACGCCAAGCCACACCUUCCAAACUGACACUGCCACAGGCACUCCUCAACCCCAUCCCUCCACAGCUCAGGACACUCGGAACGGCUUGGCGCUGCCAUUUCCAGAGCGCCCACGACCAGGUGGAUCGGCUGGACCGCUGCCAGCACUUCAAGCAUCAAAAGCCGAGGUAGCGAAAGAAGCGACGCUGGCAGCGCCUUUUCGCUGCGCCUUUUCGGAAGCUCCUGGAGCGGACUCCGACUUUGACGAAGCGCUGCAGUGGGCGGUGAUGACGGUGUUGGAUGACAUGAUGCAGUUGAAAUACGGCAGCAUGGACCUCACAGCUCUGCGGCGCCACCUUGCCACAAACCAAUGCUGGAAGGUUGAGCAUCUCAAUGGCAUAGAGUUUGUGGCAGAGUGGGGAAGUCAGAAGGUUCAAUUGCAGAUCAGUGCUCAAGAACUCAACUUCCAGGAGCGUCAGAUUGUCAUUUGA
Messenger RNA from Cladocopium goreaui, 1950 nucleotides. Lineage: Eukaryota; Dinophyceae; Suessiales; Symbiodiniaceae. The record is from the annotation of a GenBank genome assembly.